UGGCAUUUGUUUAUGGAACAAGAAUUAUAUUUCACGAAAAUUUGCUAGUAAUUGGACUUAUAAUUUUUGUCGAGUCCUGUGAGUACAUUUGCCUAAUGGACAUUUUCUACAUCCACUUUCCGGUUUUCUGCUUGCUGCAACCAUUCUGGAAAAUUGUUUGCAGUGUUGUAUUUGAUCCAGGAGAUAUUCUAUUUUUACGGGGUGCAGAUGUUAUCAAUAUUUGGAGUGGAUCAACAGUUGCUUCUUCUGCAGAUGUAAAAUCCAACAUCUGGGCAAAAAGAGUCUCCUUCUGCGUCGAUGAUGAUUUUGUAGUGUUUAAUUCAAGCUCUGGUCGAAAUAUAUUAAUCAAAACAUAUCUACUUUCUCGCGUCGUACAGUUGGUUGCUAUACCAUUCGCGUAUUCUUUUAGCAAAGAAUUUUAA
Messenger RNA from Anopheles funestus (African malaria mosquito), 422 nucleotides. RefSeq lists its product as uncharacterized. The coding region runs from base 96 to 422 and encodes 108 amino acids. NCBI's taxonomy places the organism in Eukaryota, Metazoa, Arthropoda, Insecta, Diptera, Culicidae. The record is from RefSeq and is a predicted model, not a curated record. The transcript has 3 exons.